Molecule: messenger RNA, 1356 nt
Organism: Echinops telfairi (small Madagascar hedgehog)
Lineage: Eukaryota; Metazoa; Chordata; Mammalia; Afrosoricida; Tenrecidae
Gene: DDOST
Product: dolichyl-diphosphooligosaccharide--protein glycosyltransferase non-catalytic subunit
Exons: 11
Cellular component (GO): oligosaccharyltransferase complex; endoplasmic reticulum membrane
Source: RefSeq, a predicted model, not a curated record
AUGUGGGUCUCUGCCUGGGCUCUGGAGCCCCAGCCCUGCCCCCGGGCCUUUACCAGCGGCCCUGACAAUGUACGGUGGCUUCCGUGUGUGAAGCAGAGCAUCUUAGUGAUUGUGAAGUGUGCCUUCCCUAAGGAGGUGCAGCUGCUCCCAGCUCACCUGCUGCCGCUGCCGGCGGCUGGGGACUCCGGGUCCCGGUCUUUCCGAUCACUUCCGGGUGGAACUCCCGGGCCGCGACCUGCGAUUGGACGACCGUGGACCGGGCACUUCCGGUGCCGCGGUGCGGGGCGCUUUGGCAGGAGAAGGAAGAUGGGAGUCCACAUCUCGCUCCGUGCUUGGUCCCUCUUGUGGCUGUUGCUCUCCUUGCGUGGCCCGGUCUGCGCCAGCGGUCCCCGCACCUUAGUGCUGCUGGAUAACCUCAACCUGCGGGAGACGCACUCGCUCUUUUUCCGGAGUCUGAAGGACCGGGGCUUUGAACUCACAUUCAAGACAGCCGACGACCCCAGCCUGUCCCUCAUUAAGUACGGCGAGUUCCUCUAUGACAAUCUCGUCAUCUUCUCCCCUUCCGUGGAAGAUUUUGGGGGCAACAUCAACGUGGAGACCAUCAGUGCCUUUAUUGAUGGGGGAGGCAGUGUCCUGGUGGCUGCCAGCUCAGACAUCGGCGACCCUCUCCGAGAGCUGGGCAGUGAGUGUGGGAUCGAGUUCGACGAGGAGAAGACAGCUGUCAUUGACCAUCACAACUACGACAUCUCAGACCUUGGCCAGCACACGCUAAUUGUGGCCGACACGGAGAACCUGCUGAAGGCCCCGACCAUUGUUGGGAAGUCGCCCCUGAAUCCCAUCCUCUUCCGGGGCGUUGGGUGAGUGAGCAGGGAGAGCUGCAGGAGCCUGGGGAGCAACUAUGAGCUUGCGGUGGCCCUGUCCCGCUGGGUGUUCAAGGAGGAGGGUGUCCUCCGGGUGGGGCCUGUGUCCCACCACCGGGUGGGCGAGACAGCCCCUCCCAAUGCCUACACUGUCACUGACCUGGUGGAGUACAGCAUCGUCAUCGAGCAGCUCUCCAGCGGCAGGUGGGUGCCCUUCGACGGUGACGACAUCCAGCUGGAGUUCGUCCGCAUCGACCCCUUUGUGAGGACCUUCCUGAAGAGGAAAGGCGGCAAGUACAGCGUCCAGUUCAAGCUGCCCGAUGUGUACGGGGUGUUCCAGUUUAAAGUGGACUACAGCCGGCUCGGCUACACACACUUGUACUCCUCCACGCAGGUGUCAGUGAGGCCCCUGCAGCACACGCAGUACGAGCGGUUCAUCCCCUCCGCCUACCCCUACUACGCCAGCGCCUUCUCCAUGAUGGCUGGUGUGCUUUAA